GCAGCAAUCUUCCCUUCACACAAUCACACACAAAAAAUGGAGAAGAAGAUUCACGUGGUUUGCAUCGCCUUACCAUUUCAGAGCCACAUAAGCUCCAUGAUGAGGCUAGCAAAGAUUCUUCAUUUCAAAGGCUUUCAAAUAACCUUUGUAAACACAGAAUUCAAUCAUCAACGUUUACUAAAUGCAAGGGGGUCAGAUUCACUAAUAGGCUUACCUGAUUUUCGUUUCGAAACCAUUCCUGACGGCCUUCCACCACCAACCCAUCCAAAUGCCAGCCAAGAUCUCCUAACCCUGUGCAUGUCAACACAAAAGAACUGCUUAGAACCUUUUCAAAAUCUUAUGCAUAGACUAAGCAAUACUAAACAUUCAAAUGUCCCUCCUGUGAGUUGUAUCAUUUCUGAUGGUUGUAUGAGCUUCACUCUAGAAGCUGCUAAAGAGUUUGGAAUUCCAAUUUUCUUAUACUGGCCCGUCAGCUUUAGCGCCUUUGUUUGUGUUCUGCAAUUUGGUAAUCUCAUCCAAAGAGGUCUUGUUCCACUCAAAGAUGAAAGUUACCUAACAAAUGGAUACAUGGAGAAUACAGUAAUUGAUUGGAUACCUGGUAUGGAAGAUAUCAGAUUCAAAGAUUUACUCAGCUAUGUUCGGACAACCGAUCCUGAUGAUGCCCUGUUCGAUUUUUUUAGGCGAGAAGCUGAAAGAAACACCGGUGCUACAGCCUUGAUUUUCAAUACCUUCAACGCCCUGGAGAUGGAGGUUUUGGAUGCACUCAAGUCUCAGUUGCCACUGCCGCCUGUUUACGCCGUUGGUCCUCUUCAUUUACUCCUCAAUCAGUUUCCUUUAAGCGAGUCGCAAUCUCUUGGAUCAAAUCUGUGGAAAGAAGAUACAGAGUGCUUGAAAUGGCUUGAUCUGAAAGAACCUAACUCAGUCAUGUAUGUUAAUUUCGGCAGCAUCACUGUUAUGACAACUCAACAACUCGUCGAAUUCGCAUGGGGACUAGCCAACAGUAACCAUAAUUUCUUAUGGAUCAUUAGACCUGAUAUAGUAGUUGGUGAGUUGGCUUCGUUGCUAGCUGAGUUUACAGAAGAAACUAAAGAUAGAGGACUACUAGCAAGUUGGUGCCCGCAAGAAGAUGUCCUGCAUCAUGCAUCAAUAGCUGGAUUCUUGACACACUGUGGUUGGAAUUCAACUCUCGAAAGCUUGAGCUGUGGGGUUCCUAUGCUCUGUUGGCCGUUUUUGGGGGAUCAACAACCAAAUUGCAGGUACUUAUGCAAGAACUGGGAAGUCGGUAUGGAAAUCGAUAGCAAUGUUGAGAGAGAUGAAGUUGAGAGGUUAGGGAGAGAGUUAAUGGAUGGAGAGAAAGGUAAGAAGAUGAAGAAAAAAGUCAUGGAGUGGAAGAAGAAAGCGGAGGAGGCCACCUCACCUGGCGGUUCCUCUUAUGUUACUAUAGACAAGAUUGUAAGCGAAAUACUUCAUAGCAAAAUCACAGACCAAUAAACCCAAUAAUCGUCGAAUUCAGAAAGAAUUGAACAUCAACUAGCUGAGAAUUCCUAUUCACAUUCUCAGUAAAAUUUAUCAGGAAAUACGCAAUUUACAAGUCCGAGUAUCAAAUUUGUGAAGCAGAUUGUUAAUCAGCAUGUAUGUUGAAUUUGUGAGUAGUAUUCUAAUUUUCGGCAUCUAGUAGAAACAUAAAUUGAAGUGUUAGAAAAAAAAUUCAAUC
Papaver somniferum (opium poppy) is the source of this 1714-nucleotide messenger RNA. RefSeq names its product 7-deoxyloganetin glucosyltransferase-like. Lineage: Eukaryota; Viridiplantae; Streptophyta; Magnoliopsida; Ranunculales; Papaveraceae. Bases 37 to 1491 code for a protein of 484 amino acids. Gene Ontology annotation, molecular function: UDP-glycosyltransferase activity. The record is from RefSeq and is a predicted model, not a curated record. The transcript is spliced from 2 exons.